UCUCAUUCUCGUUCUCCCUUUCUCUUUCUCUCUCUACCCAUUGCCACCGCCAAACCUACAAAGAUGUCCAACAACAACAACGCUCUGACCAAGAAGACUGUGAUGCCAGGUGGUAAGGCCUACGAGCCAUACAUGUUUGAGGAUGGUCUUGAUGUGUUCACUCUGUUCAACAAGCAGCACGGAUACACCUAUGACGAUCUGAUCAUGUUGCCAGGCCACAUCUACUUCUCCGCCGACCAGGUCAACUUGAAGUCCCGCCUCACAAAGAACAUCUCCUUGAACGUGCCCUUGGUCUCGUCGCCAAUGGACACCGUCACCGAGCAUCUGAUGGCCAUCAACAUGGCCCUGCUCGGAGGUCUCGGAAUCAUCCAUUACAACAACACCAUCGAGGAGCAGGUCGCCGAGGUCAAGAAGGUCAAGCGCUUCAAGAACGGUUUCAUCACCGACCCAAUGGUCCUGUCGCCAAAGCACCGUCUGUCCGACGUCGACAACAUCAAGGCCAAGUACGGCUUCUCUGGCGUGCCCAUCACCGAGGAGGGCCGCAUCGGAAGCAAGCUGGUCGGAAUCGUCACCAGCCGUGACACCGACUUUAUCAAGGACCGUUCCACCCUGCUGGCCGACAUCAUGACCACCGACCUGGUCACCGCCCCCGCCAACGCCACCCUCGAAGAGGCCAACAACAUCAUGAAGAAGUGCAAGAAGGGCAAGCUGCCAAUGAUCAACGACAAGGGUGAGCUCGUUGCCCUGGCCAGCAGAGACGAUCUGGUCAAGAACCGUGACUUCCCCCUGGCCACCAAGGACCACGAGAACAAGAAGCUGUUGGUCGGAGCCGCCCUCGGCACCCGUGAGACCGACAAGGAGCGUCUGGCCGCCCUCGAUGCCGUAGGUGUCGACGUCGUCGUCAUCGACUCCUCGCAAGGAGACAGCACCUACCAGCAAGAGAUGAUCCGUUGGAUCAAGAUCAACUACCCACGCGUUGAGGUCAUCGGAGGCAACGUCGUCACCUGCCGUCAGUCCGAGGCUUUGAUCGCCGCCGGUGCCGACUCGCUCCGUGUUGGUAUGGGUGUGGGCAGUAUCUGUACCACCCAGGAGGUCAUGGCCUGCGGUCGUCCACAGGCCACCGCCGUCUUCAAGACCGGUCUCUACGCCUCGCAGUUUGGCGUCCCAAUCAUUGCCGACGGUGGUAUCCGUUCGAUCGGUCACAUCAUCAAGGCCUUGUCGCUCGGUGCGUCCGCCGUUAUGAUGGGCUCGCUCCUGGCCGGCACAGAGGAGGCUCCAGGCGACUACUUCUACAAGGAUGGUAUGCGUCUCAAGAAGUACAGAGGCAUGGGCUCGCUCGAGGCCAUGGUCAAGGGAGGUGACCAGCGUUACUUCUCCGAGACCGAGAAGAUCAAGGUCGCCCAGGGUGUCUCUGGCAGCGUCGUCGACAAGGGAACCGUCAAGAAGUACGUGCCAUACCUCAUCCAGGGUAUCAAGCACGGUCUCCAGGAUCUGGGUUGCAUCUCCGUCGACAACCUGCGCUCAGACGUCUACAAUGGAGUUGUGCGCUAUGAGGUGAGAAGCACAGCCGCCCAAGUGGAGGGAAGCGUUCACUCCUUGUUCUCAUACGAGAAGCACUUCAUUUAA
Messenger RNA from Acytostelium subglobosum LB1, 1626 nucleotides. RefSeq lists its product as hypothetical. NCBI's taxonomy places the organism in Eukaryota, Evosea, Eumycetozoa, Acytosteliales, Acytosteliaceae. The transcript has a single exon. The annotation marks the transcript as partial. Gene Ontology annotation, cellular component: cytoplasm. The record is from RefSeq and is a predicted model, not a curated record. Gene Ontology annotation, molecular function: IMP dehydrogenase activity. Gene Ontology annotation, biological process: GTP biosynthetic process.